AUGACGUCACGGGAGCUGUGGCAGGCGCUGUCGGGCUUCGUUUGCGUCUACAAGCACGCGGAGACCUCGACGUCUUCGCUGAAGAGGCUCCUAAUAAAGCGGCUGGUGGCUGAGGCGACUAGAGCCCAGGGAGUCCCGCGACUGCCCCAAGUCCGACUUCCGGUCGUUGAACCCCAUCCACGAACGGGUGCCCUCGUUACGGUCGGCGAGAAGCUCAUGCCGGAUUACAGGUUUAGUUCGGGUCUUUUAGAAUUCACUAGGUAUAGAGAUAAUGUCACUUCAUUGUGGGUUGUUACUUCGGUUCGGUUUCCUUUUUCGAUUUUGAGUUGAAAGCGUUUUUUUUUUAUUACGUGUAGAAAUUUAUGCUCGUAGUUUUUCAAGUAAAAUAUUCAUUAUAUCCUAAUACGUAGAAACGAUCACAUAGCUUAUUACAGAACUUUUUUAAUUUCUGAGAAAAUUUCAUUCACAGUGGGAGAAGUUGGAUUCCCGCUGAAAGUUCAUCUUGGAGUAAACUUGCUCUAAUGACAAAAAAUUGUUUUCAGUUUUUUUUCCCCUUUCCAUGGAAUUUUUCAUAAGCCUCCGAUCGAGGAACCGAAUCCAGUUUCAUUGUAUUCUAAUUGGAAAAAAACUUGAAGAUUUGAAUUUACGUAGAAUCAAGAGGAUCGCGUUUUCUAAAUCUAAUUUUUGGCGAAAAUGUUUUUAGAUGUUUAGAUAUCACCCGCAUGCCUCUGGAAGUUUCCUUCGAGCAGAAGAUAUUCAGUUGGAAGACCUCAACCCAUUGGAAACUUCCGCUUCUGGUGUUUGCUGUGAGAUUUUUUUUCUCGAUUGAAUUAGGGAAAUUUAUUUGGCGCUGAACUAAAAAUUCCUACUGUGACGUCACUAUAUAAGUCGUAUCUGUGCGGAACAAAACUAAAAAUAUUCACGUUAACCUUUUUCACCUUCAUAAUUUUUUGCAUACGCGCUUUUACAAAAAAAACUUUACAAAAUAGAGAUGUCUUAUUUCGAGUCAGACAUUCAUCCGAACCGGUACUAAUUUGAACCCAAAGGGAUAUAAAAUUGAAAUUCACUCGAGUUUUAAAAUACAAUCAAAAUUGCUGUACUUUAUCUCUCAAUAAGCUUCUAUUGGGCGUUUUUGAUCGUGAAAUAACAGAAAUUUUGGCGGACAGUAAGAUUGCCACAUCUUUCCUCACAGACGCCCGCAUCAACUUUUGAGACCAGAGUCGGGAUCUGAGCGAGAAGUUUCGUUUAGAAGUUGCACAGAGAUUCUUCGUGGUUAGAAAACUUUUUUUGUUGACGAAUUCAAAUUUUUCCUGAUUUUUAGGAAUGUUUGCUGUCUCAGAAAACCAUUGUGAAUACGGAAAUAUCACGCUACAACAGAAGUAGAAAAAAAUAACAAAAUUUGAGAAAUUUUUCGUUUCUUUUACUCGUCUAAAACUGGUCUGGUCUUCUCCGUUUCAAAAAUAAUUCAACUUUUGAAGUUUUUUUCAGCUUUCAAAGCACUUUCUGGAUCAGUGUAUCUUUUUAACUUAUAUACGUAUCGAAAAUGAAAUUUUCAGCCGAAAAUCCCCAAAAUCAACAGAGUCAGAUCAUUUUACAGACAACUAGGUCCACGUGUCCAAAAUUUCUUUUUUAAAAAGUGGAAAAACCUCUAUUUUCUACGAACUUUUAAGAGUCAGAAAUAAUAUUGAGAAAUUUAGUGAUAGGGAUGAACGAGUCUUGCGAGAAACUCCCAGAGCUGCAGGCGAAAUCCUGGGUUAACGUAUACCGACUCGAUGGCAUUCUCGGAAAAGCUGGGAAGAGUCAAGAAAACGAAGGAAAAACGGCGAAAAAUAUGCCCUAUGGUAGGAUUUUUUUGUUUAACGAAAUGAAAAGUUUUGAAGGAGGCUUUUUGUACCUUAUUUGAGAGUCAUAGUGAACAGUUUCCACACAAAAAAACUUGAAAAAAAUAAUAAUUUUUGAGUCCCAAUUUUUCCAAAAAAUAUUUUCAAAGACGCAGGAACUCAAAAUGAAUCGCUGAACAAAUCUAUUUCAUAAAAAUCUAAUCAAAAACUUCUUUUUUCUCGGCCAUGCGCCUUUAAAUAUUCCAUCAAAGUCAUGGGAAGUAUAGUCUGUUCAGAUUUCGAAUUUCAAAUCGACGCUCAAGCUCCGCCCCUAAUGGUGCAAUAAACCAAUAAGAGAGCGAGCCACCCACAGAGUGUUUUUGAAUGACGUCAUUGCACUUGACAUUAAAAAUCUGAACAGACUAUAAUUCAUUCGAAAAAACUGCAUUUUAUUCUAUUUUAAAAAUACAGAGUGAACAUAAAUUUUCCAGACCAUGUGACAAAGCACAAGCUGAGAAAAGUGAUAGCGAGGUUGGAGGCCGAUUUUCGGUCGGCCUCUUUUCAAAUUGGCCAACGUUGAUAUGCAGGCCGGCAUAUCGGGAAAAAAAAAAUUUAUUACUACUUUUUUUAGAGUGAAGAAGCGUUCGAAAUUGCGCGAAAAGGCCUGCCACGGUUACAGUUGCCUGGAGCGCAAAUGGUCUAUUCCAUAGAGCUGCCCUACUUCAAGGCGCCCUUUUUCACUUUGACUGUUCAGGCGGCUGGAGAAGAUUGUAACUUUCUGAGGUGCGCGUCUUGUCCUCCCACUUUUUUUGAAAUUUUCAUUCAGGGACCUCGUCCAAGAAAGUGGGACUUGAACUAGACACUGUAGCGACUUGUACGCGCGUCCAGAGGUCUCUUUCAGUUUAAUUUAUUUCGUUCUGAAAAUUCGAACUUAAAGACGGUCUCUCGGCCCGUUCGUUGGAGAAGACACGUUGCUAGAGAAGCAGUUUGGACUCCUCAAUGUUGUCCGAAACAUCAACUAUUGCCGGUGAGUUUGAAAUUUCGAAUAUCGGUCAAGCUUACCCAAAGCAAGUCGGAAUGGGUCCAAAAAGACGUUCCUUUUGGCGCCUUUUUGUGCCAUUUCGUGGGCUUUUAUGCACCAUUUUUGCUGCCCCUCCCUUUUUCCACCAUUUCUUGAACCUUUAAAGUUUAGAAAAUUGGGAGGCUCGAUGAAGGGAUCCUUUUUGCUGCCUUUUUGAACCUCUACCUUUAAGCGGUACUUAUUCCAAAUUCCUACUCUGCCUGAGCUGUUGUAUAUAUGUAUUUCUUCACCAAUUACGUCGCAAAUCUCACAAACGUGAGCAAGUUUUUGAAUUCGAAAAAAAAGUUUUGUGACGGACCUGAGAGAACGUAAAAAUCUCUUUUAAAAUCCCUUUUUCUGCAGAUAUCCGUUUAUUUGAAAGCUGAACUUUUUUUUUUUCAAACCAUCUGUAAAACGGCAAUGAACAUGCUAAUUUUUUCAGCGAAGUACUCAGCAUGGAAACGACGACUUCAGAAGUUUUGGAGACCAGACUGGACCGCAAUUCACGGCUUGAUCGACACGCGAAACGUAUCCUGGAUGGGAUUGGCCUGACUCCGGAUCCUACCGAUCCAGAAAAAUACGAUUCCAUGCGGCCUGUUUGGGGCAGGCAUUAUUCUUGA
Messenger RNA from Caenorhabditis auriculariae, 3500 nucleotides. NCBI's taxonomy places the organism in Eukaryota, Metazoa, Nematoda, Chromadorea, Rhabditida, Rhabditidae. The record is from the annotation of a GenBank genome assembly.